GUCAGGUAGGAGGACUAUAAAAGCCCUCCUUCCUUUACUGCAACAAGCACUUAAUGUCAAUCUGGACUGAGCUGCAGGUUUGGGUAUGCACUUGCAACUCUGAGGCAGAAGUAUGUGCGAACAAGUGUGCUGAGGGGAGACAACAAGGAGAGCUCAUGCACAGCAGUCUGCUUCUUUCUGCAAUUUGCGUGACUGAGAGGAAAAAAUGUGUGAACUGUGCUGAGCAGGACAUAGAGCUCGACUUGCCAAAAGAUGAGAACGUUCCAGGAAAUUUUGGUCUGUUUACUCCUCCUCUGUUGUGUCUGCUUGACUGAGUGUCGAGUGCUGAAGUUCGUCGUUGCUGUGUUCCGACACGGAGAUCGAUCGCCGAUUGAGUCAUAUCCCAAAGACCCUCAUGGGGAGGAAGUGUGGGCUCAGGGUUUUGGACAGCUGACUGAGCUGGGCAUGAAACAACAGUUUGAGCUGGGCAGCUUUCUGAGGAGGCGAUAUGGAAACUUUCUCAGUGAAGACUACAACAACAAAGAGUUUUACGUCCGGAGCACCGACUACGAUCGUACUCUAAUGAGCGCCCAGGCCUGCCUUGCAGGGAUGUUCCCGCCAACCAGACGCCCGCCUCCCAUCAUGCCCCAGUUACUUUGGCGGCCUAUUCCAGUGCACACCAUCCCCAGAGCCCAAGACAAGCUGCUGAGGUCUCCGGGCAAAGACUGUCCGAGGUUCAGAGCUCUGAUGUCAGAGACAUUUGAGAGUCAGCCCUACCAGAGGUUCCUCAGGGCUCACCGGUACUUUGUGGAAGGACUCUCCAAUCAUACUGGCUACCCGGUCUCCAAACUGGUCGGCAAAAAAAUAUGGAGGGUCUACGACACUCUCACCUGUCAGAGGAUCCAUAACUUGACUCUCCCACGCUGGGCCACCCAAGAUGUUCUGGACACCCUGAAGCGAGUGGCAUCGUUCGAGGUCAUGUUCAGCAUCCUCAGUCACAAGCGCAAAGAGAAGGCCCGGCUCUCGGGAGGGGUGCUGCUGAACGCCAUCCUGAGGAAUUUCUCCAGAGCUAUGGAGGAAGGGAGCCCUCGCAAAUUCAUUAUGUACUCCGCUCAUGACUCUACGCUCAUCACCCUCCAGGCGGCUCUGGACGUCUACAACGGCAUCCUUACUCCGUACGCCGCCUGUCAACUCUUUGAGUUCUACCAGGAGUAUGAUGGCUCCUAUUCUCUGGAGCUGCAUUACCGUAAUGACUCCUGGCGCGACCCCCACCCAAACCCGAUCCCUGGAUGCAACGGUUUGAACCCUUGUCCUUUGUCUCUGUUCGAUGAGCUUGUGCAAGAUGUGUUUGCAGACGACUGGGAAGCUGAGUGUGAGUUUAGGACAAGAUGGUCUGGUGCAGGUGUUGUGCCUGCUCUGGCAGUGGCUGUGGGUCUCCUGGCAGUGGCGCUGUUGUUAAGCAUAGGAGUGAUUAUCCGCAGGAGGAGAGCGCGUUACUCCAGGGAGGUGUAGUGCUGACCGCUGUCACAUAUGUGCCAAAAUACAGAGGGGCUUCUCAGCUGUAAAAAAUAUCUAAAUAUUAAAAUGUGUCUUGUGUUUUUUAUAUUUUUGAUCCUGAUUAACGGUGUAAGGAGGUGUUGGUGAGCUCUUGUUUUGAAAAAAAAUAUAUGAAGAAUGUACAUGAAAACAUAAAUAUUUUAACAGAGAAAUAAAAUGUGACCAAAAUCCUUCAGCAGGCAAGACUACAUUUUAUUGGAUUCACUCUUGACAGUGCAUGCUUUACAUACUGACAUUCAGUGUUUGGUUCAUAUCAUUUCACAUUCUUUACUGUUCGGUUUUUCACUUCUUUUCAGGAUCUGGAGCAACUGUGGGAGAACAGA
Messenger RNA from Labrus bergylta (ballan wrasse), 1859 nucleotides. The record is from RefSeq and is a predicted model, not a curated record. Lineage: Eukaryota; Metazoa; Chordata; Actinopteri; Labriformes; Labridae.